This is a messenger RNA of Cyphellophora europaea CBS 101466, 1626 nucleotides long. RefSeq lists its product as uncharacterized. Lineage: Eukaryota; Fungi; Ascomycota; Eurotiomycetes; Chaetothyriales; Cyphellophoraceae. The transcript is spliced from 4 exons. Gene Ontology annotation, molecular function: oxidoreductase activity, acting on paired donors, with incorporation or reduction of molecular oxygen; monooxygenase activity; heme binding. The coding region runs from base 1 to 1626 and encodes 541 amino acids. The record is from RefSeq and is a predicted model, not a curated record.
AUGACCACGUCUAGUGACAUUCUCAUGUUUCCAGCCUUCAGAACCUUCACGUUCACAUGGGCCCUACUUAACACCGUACCUCUCCUCGCGGCGGCAGCGUUACUUGGAUACAUUGUACUCAAUGAGUUCACUCGUCUAGGAAACCGGGUCGGUCGUUUGGCUGGCCCCAUUGGAUACCCUUUGCUAGGAAGUCUACCCUCUCUACGUGGAACCGUUACUUCUGAUGAAUAUCGCAUUUGGGCUGAAAAGUACGGCGAUGUUUUUCAGGUUCCGCUAGGGAAUAUUCCGGCUGUCAUUGUCAACACAGCAGCGGCUGCAAGGGCACUGUUCAUAACCCAGCGAGAAGCCACGAACUCUCGUCCGGUCACUUAUGUGCUACACAAGAAAGUCCAGGGCGGUGGACCGGUCACUAGUAUUGGCACUAGCCCCUGGGAUGAAAGCUGCAAGAGAAGGAGGAAAGUGGCUGCGAGUGCACUCAACAAGACCAGUCUGGAGUCAUACCUACCUAUUCUUGACCUAGAGUCGCGUGCAUUUCUACGAGAUAUCCUCUCAAGCUGCACCAGUGGGGAAGACUACACGGAUGUGCUCGACCCCUCCCGCAAAUACGCGCUGAAUUUGAGUCUAACUGUAUCCUAUGGAACUCGGUACUCUCGCGACCUCCACAAAGAUCUUCUCAUAUCUGAAAUCACCUACAUCGAAGAGGAGAUAGCGAGACUCCGGGACCCUACCAAGAAUUUCUCCAACUACAUUCCACUCUUGCGACUGGUUGGUACGGUGAGGAGCUGGCUCGGUAUUCGAGCGGCAUCACAUAUGGGACAUGUCGGCAAACGUCGCUAUAACUAUCACCAUGUUCUACAGGAGAAGCUAAGACGUGACAUUGCGGAGGGAAUCGAUCGACCUUGCAUUCAAGGGAACGUUCUCAAAGAUCCUGAUAGCAAAGGUCUGACCGAGGGAGAGCUUCUGAGCGUGAGCAUGAGCAUGAUGGCAGGCGCUCACACAACGAAGCGUUCGAUCAUGUGGGCGCUACUCUUGUUGGCACACCGACCAGAUGUCCAGGAAAAGGCGUACCAAGCGAUCAAAGAUACAGACGCUUCUCUCUUAUCAUCUGCCGAUGUUGCUCAAUCUAAAGUCGACUAUCUCGAUGCACUCACAAAAGAACUCGGCCGGUACUACACUGUUCAGCGCCUCGCUCUGCCCAAGGCCACAUACUCUAAUGUCAAGUGGAACGAUGCCAUCGUUCCUCCGAACACGUUGCUCUUCCUCAAUUCUUGGGCGUGCAACAGGGACCCUGCACUUUUCGUAGACCCAUAUGACUUCGUCCCCGAACGUUGGCUGGAUGACGGACAAGCCGCAAAUCGCCACCAGUACAGCUUCGGCAUUGGUGGCCGGAUGUGCGUCGCCAAUCAUGUGGCCCACAAGGCUCUAUACACCGUGUUCUUGCAUUUGAUCGCCCAUUUCCGAAUCUUGCCGGGUACAGAUACAGAGGAUCCUCUCGUUGCCGAUCCGAUCGCAGGGCUUCUGGAAAAAGAGAACCCAGCCGCUGAGCCCAAGAUAACGGUCGCAAGAUUCAUGCCGAGGAAUCCAGAAGCUACAAAGAUGAUGCUGGAGAGUGCAACAACACUGUAG